Messenger RNA from Chlorella variabilis, 1944 nucleotides. RefSeq lists its product as hypothetical. Gene Ontology annotation, molecular function: ATP binding; ATP hydrolysis activity. The annotation marks the transcript as partial. NCBI's taxonomy places the organism in Eukaryota, Viridiplantae, Chlorophyta, Trebouxiophyceae, Chlorellales, Chlorellaceae. The record is from RefSeq and is a predicted model, not a curated record. The transcript is spliced from 11 exons. Gene Ontology annotation, biological process: cellular response to heat. Gene Ontology annotation, cellular component: cytoplasm.
CUCAAGCGCCACGGGCGAGACCUGACGCUGGAGGCUGCAGAGGGCCGGCUGGACCCGCUGAUCGGGCGGCAUGAUGUGCUCGAGCGCACGAUGCAGGUGCUGCUGCGCCGCACCAAGAACAACCCUGUGCUGAUUGGGGACCCUGGGGUGGGCAAGACUGCGGUGGCUGAGGGCAUCGCGCAGCUGAUUGUGUCGCCCGCAGCACCGCCGGGGCUGGCGGGCCGAGCGCUCAUCGCUGUGGAUGUGGGGUCACUAGUGGCGGGCACACAGUACCGCGGCGCCUUUGAGGAGCGGCUCACGUCUCUGCUGCGGGAGGUGCACAUGGCUGCUGGGCGGGUGAUUCUGUUCAUCGAUGAGCUGCAUAUGCUGAUGGAUGCGGGGAGGGUGGAGGGAGGCAUGAACGCAGCCAACCUGCUGAAGCCGGCGCUGGCGCGCGGCGACCUGCACUGCCUGGGCGCCACCACUGUGGAGGAGUACCGCAAGCAUAUCGAGCAGGACGGCGCCUUUGCGCGGCGGUUCCAGCCAGUAAUGGUGGAGGAGCCGACCCCAGAGGAGGCGGUGACGUGGCUGCGGGGCCUGAGGGGGCGGUACGAGCGGUACCACGGCGUUCGCUUCACAGACGCCGCGCUCAGCACAGCCGUGCGAGCAGCGCAGCAAUACAUCCCCGACCGCCGCCUGCCCGACAGCGCCAUCGAUGUGAUCGAUGAGGCCGCGGCACGGGCCCGCCUGCAUGCCGGAGCAGCGGCGGCGGCGGCGGCGGCAGCAGCGGCGACCCAGGCGCACGCGGCGGCGGCACUCGGCAGGUCGGGGGCAGGCGUGCAGGGGGUUGCACCGUUGUACAGCAGUGGCAGCGGGAGCUGGGAGGAGAAUCAGCGGCUGAUGGAGUGGCUGAGCGCUGUGCGGCAGCAGUCGGAAGCAGGGCCUCAGCUGCCAGCGGCAGCAGCAGCAGGAGGGCCACCGGCAGGCCCACUGCACAGCAGCAGCAGCGGCGGUGUCGGCAGCGGCGGCAGUCGUGGCAGCGCUGGUCCCUUGGUGGUCGACUCGGCAGAUGUGCUGUCGGUUGUGGCAGAGGCCAGCGGCAUCCCCUCAGAGCACCUCUCCCAGUCUGACUGGCAGUCGCUGUCCAGCCUGGAGGCACGCAUGCGCCUGCACCUGGCAGGACAGCACGCGGCGGUGGCGGCCGUGGUGGGCGCGGUGCGGCUGGGGCGCUUGGGCCUGCAGCGCGGCAAGCGGCCGCUAGCCAGCCUGCUGCUGACGGGACCUCCGGGAGUGGGCAAGGCCACGCUGUGCCAGGCGCUGGCCUGUGCCCUGUUUGGCUCCGACCGACACCUGCUGCGCCUCAACCUGGCAGAGUACGGCGACAAGGCCUCGGUCAGCCGCCUGGUGGGCGCGCCGCCGGGGUAUGUGGGCUUCGGGGACGGAGGCCUGCUGACGGAUGCAAUCAGGCGGCGCCCCCACAGCGUGGUGCUGCUGGAGCGGGUGGACCGAGCCCAUCCAGAGGUGCUCAGCCUCAUAGUGCAGGUGCUGGAGAGCGGGCAGCUGCAGGACGGCAUGGGCAAGCGGUGCGACUUCCGCAACGCGCUGCUGUGCCUGCAGCCCGACGCCGGCGGCAGCAGGCUGGGAGCGGCGCCACAGCAGCAGCAGCAGCAGCAGCAGCAGCAGGCGGCGGUGCAUCCCCUGCGCCACCUGCCCUCCGAGCUGCUGUCCCGCCUGGACUGCCAGGUCAGCAUGGCGCCGCUGUCGCCAGCGGACAUGCUGCGGGUGGUGGAGCUCCAGCUGGCAGAGUGCCAGGCGGCGCUGGGGCAGCAGGGCAUCGGCCUGCGCGUCGAGCCGGAUGCGCGGCGCUGGCUGGCGGCCCGCGGCCUGUCGCCCGCGUCGGGGGCGCGGCGCCUGCAGUCGCUGCUGCGGGAGCAGCUGCUGCUGCCUGUGGCGGAGGCGUUGCUG